Molecule: messenger RNA, 1644 nt
Organism: Synchiropus splendidus (mandarinfish)
Lineage: Eukaryota; Metazoa; Chordata; Actinopteri; Syngnathiformes; Callionymidae
Gene: slc30a7
Product: solute carrier family 30 member 7
Exons: 10
Coding region: 79-1269 (396 amino acids)
Biological process (GO): transmembrane transport; intracellular zinc ion homeostasis; zinc ion transport
Cellular component (GO): membrane; Golgi apparatus
Molecular function (GO): zinc ion transmembrane transporter activity
Source: RefSeq, a predicted model, not a curated record
CAGUUAGCUGGCUGCGGCUAACACGAACAGGAGUGUGUGUGUGGGAGUGCGUGUGUGUGUGUGUGUCCCGGUGUGAAGAUGUUACCUUUGUCAAUUAAAGACGACGAGUACAAACCCGCCAAACUCAACCUGCUGGUGAAGCUCUCAGGAUGGUUCAGGUCGAUACUCGCAGACAAAACCUCAAGGAACCUUUUUUUCUUCCUGUGUUUGAAUCUUUCCUUCGCGUUCGUGGAGUUGACCUACGGCAUCUGGAGUAACAGUUUAGGUCUCAUCUCAGACUCCUUCCAUAUGUUCUUCGACUGCACCGCCCUGCUGGCAGGUCUGGCUGCUUCAGUCAUCUCCAGGUGGAGGUCCAAUGACAGCUUCUCCUACGGCUACGUACGAGCAGAAGUUCUGGCCGGAUUUGUCAACGGACUCUUCCUCAUCUUCACAGCCUUCUUCAUCUUCUCUGAGGGAGUGGAGAGAGCACUGGAGCCUCCAGACGUCCACCACGAGCGCCUGCUUCCAGUGUCUGUCGCCGGCCUGCUGGUCAACCUGGUCGGGAUCUUUGUGUUCCAGCACGGCGGACACGGACACUCGCACGGAGACGAAGGUCACGGUCACAGCCACUCUCUUUUUAACGGCAGCGUGAAUCACGGUCAUAGUCACCAGAGCAAACUGGGACACGGACACAGCCACGACAGUCAUGGAGGACAUGGACACAGUCAUGAUGGACACGGGGGACACGGUCAUGGAGGACACGGACAUGGUCAUGAUGGACACGGUCACGGAGGACACGGUCACAGCCAUGAAGAUGACCAUCAUCACACACCUGGGAAAGGCUCCAGUAAACAGAUCCUGCAGGGAGUUCUACUACACAUCAUCGCAGACACACUCGGCAGCAUCGGCGUCAUCAUCUCAGCCCUGCUGAUGCAGAACUACGACCUGAUGAUCGCAGACCCCAUCUGCUCCAUGCUGAUCGCCCUGCUCAUCGGAGUCAGCGUGGUGCCUCUCCUGCGCGAGUCCAUCGGGAUCCUGAUGCAGCGGACGCCUCCCUCGCUGGACCACGCGCUGCCAGAGUGCUACCAAAGAGUGCAGCAGCUGCAAGGUGUGUACAACCUGCAGGAGCCCCACUUCUGGACACUGUGCACGGACGUUUAUAUCGGAACCUUAAAGCUGCUGGUCGCACCAGACGCCGACACCCGCUGGAUCCUCAGCCAGACGCACCACAUCUUCACACAGGCGGGAGUCCGACAGUUGUACGUUCAGAUCGACACGGCCGCCAUGUAGAAGCCCCCCUCCGCCCCCCUCUUGAACUCUGGGACCAAUCACUCGUCGGCUGCUACCGCCAUUUGACCUGUGUGAACUGUGACUCUGGGGUCACUGCGGGACAGGUCGGGGGAGGGCAGAUGAGAACUGAUGAACUCACACAGCCCCUCCCCUUUUUGUAUUUUUAACCCGUCCGGGGCGGUGCCGGGCCUCGACCCUCCCAACCCGCACCUUUUCUUUUAGAGCAUUCUGGGUAAGUGCCUUCAUCAUAAUGAGAGACGAUCUCGGCUGAUUGGUCCGUGUGACGUCGCUGUUCUCAUGUGCCAAACCAUGUGACCCGACCAUGUGACCACUCAGUCUUUUUUCAAGUGUAAUAAACAUUUCUGUUUCUGUGAA